UGUGGAUGUGGCAUAAGGGAGUUGCUCGGCUCCCGCAGAUUCCCGUGCUAAGUCGGGAGUUACAGCUGUUACUGCGGAGCUCAGCCUGGCUGUGGGGACGGCGCCGGGGCAGAGGCACAGACCCAGUCUCCAGCUCCAGCCUCGCCUCUCGUCUGUCUCACCUCAGCACCACGAUGGAGCCCAACAGCCCCAAAAAAAUCCAGUUUGCUGUGCCCCUGUUUCAGAGCCAGAUAGAUCCCGAGGCAGCUGAACAGAUCAGGAAAAGAAGGCCUACACCAGCAUCGCUCGUCAUCAUGAAUGAACACAUGCCCCCAGAAAAAGAUGAGAAGAGAACAAACAUCUCACAGGCAGAGUCGCAGAGCGCCUCUCCCAAGCAGAGGAAGCAGAGUGUCUUCACCCCUCCUGCGCUCAAAGGGAUUAAGCAUCUGAAGAGUCAGAGUGACUCCGUGUUUCCAGAAGAAGAGGAGGGAGUUGGCGAGAGGGAAGAGGAGUGGGGCCAUUAACCAGCACAGGGCGGCAGAGCCCGGU
This is a messenger RNA of Pseudopodoces humilis (Tibetan ground-tit), 528 nucleotides long. It is a transcript of the gene PPP1R1C, whose product is annotated as protein phosphatase 1 regulatory inhibitor subunit 1C. NCBI's taxonomy places the organism in Eukaryota, Metazoa, Chordata, Aves, Passeriformes, Paridae. Gene Ontology annotation, cellular component: cytoplasm. The record is from RefSeq and is a predicted model, not a curated record. Gene Ontology annotation, biological process: intracellular signal transduction. Gene Ontology annotation, molecular function: protein phosphatase inhibitor activity.